AUGUUGCUGCGGAAGCAAAAAGGCUUUCCUGACGCCCCACCCGGAUGUCGUUCCGCCGACGAAUUCGCCUACGCCACCGGACGGGACCCGCUCAUCAGCGACACCGACGUCCUCUGCGUUGCACUGGGUGGCAACGCUUCUUCGGCGGUCUUUCCAUUCAGCCACGUCGUCGUGCUCAUCCUCUCCCUCCUCUACACGCUCAACCCGAUGGCC
This is a messenger RNA of Mesorhabditis spiculigera, 213 nucleotides long. NCBI's taxonomy places the organism in Eukaryota, Metazoa, Nematoda, Chromadorea, Rhabditida, Rhabditidae. The record is from the annotation of a GenBank genome assembly.